Molecule: messenger RNA, 2354 nt
Organism: Carassius carassius (crucian carp)
Lineage: Eukaryota; Metazoa; Chordata; Actinopteri; Cypriniformes; Cyprinidae
Exons: 6
Coding region: 259-1185 (308 amino acids)
Source: RefSeq, a predicted model, not a curated record
AAUGGCGGACAUUAGUUUUCAGUAGGAUGAGGCGAAGGAAAAACAGCGCAAGUUUCCUUUUUGUCGUUGUUUUUUUUUGUUACACACGUCUCAGUGGCUUGGCGUCGAACAUCACAUCGCUUGCAAAAAUUACACAAGCGUUUUUGUUUUGAUGUUUUUCACGGUUUUUGCAAAUGGGCGUUCACUUUCACUUCUGUCUAGGAACAGAAAAGUACAUUUCGCAAUCUAGAUUUAUUUUCGAAAACGUGGUGGAAAAGGAUGUUAGGUGUUUUUCUCACGUGUGUUUUGCUGUUGCAAGGUUUAUCUGGUGUUGAUUCAGAGAAAGUGUCAGUGAUGGAGGGAGAUUCAGUCACUCUACACACUGGCAUUAAAACAAAUCUAAAAGACAGAAUAAAGUGGUAUUUUAAUAAUGAACGUAUCGCUUGGAUCACUGGAGAACACAGUAAGAUCUGUGCAGAUGCUGAGUGUAAAGAGAGAUUCAGAGACAGACUGAAGCUGGAUCAUGUGACUGGAUCUCUGACCAUCACAAACAUCAACACCACAGACUCUGGACUCUAUACACUAGAUAUCAACAGCCGCUACACUGAAAAUAUCUUCAGUGUUUCUGUUCAUGAUGCUCCUGCCGCUGAUCGAGAAGAAAUAAAGACAGUGAAGGGAGAAUCUGUCACUUUAGAUCCUGGUGUCAUGAACAACACAAAUUGUUCGUUCACGUUUCUUUUUAAUGACGUCCGCAUCGCUGAAAUCAGUGAAGAACCCAGUAAGAGCUGCACAGAUGUUCAGUGUGAGGAUGCUGAUGAGAGAUUCAGAGACAGACUGAAGCUGGAUCAUCAGACUGGAUCUCUGACCAUCACAAACACCAGAAACACAGACUCUGGACUUUAUCAACUACAGAUCAUCAUCGACAUCAGCAGCUUCAGUAUUAGGAGGAGCAGGAGUUUCAGUCUUACUGUCACUGGUUCAGGUUCGUCUCUAGCUGCUGUAGCAGGAAUAUGUGCUGCUCUAGUUAUUCUGAUCGUGACUGCAGCUGCUGGUGUAAUGUAUCUUAAGCAAAAGAAAGGAAGGGGGGCGGAGCCAAAUAAUGAUCAGACGAAUACUAUGAGAUACUCAACCGUUAAACAGACUGAAACUGCUACUAUUGGCUCAUCCCAUAAACAGACUGAAACUGCCACUGAAAAACCAGUGUAACAUUAUUUUUUUUAUAUACUUCCAUUGAAUGGUCCAGUGAAGAGAUGAUGGGAAAUGAGGAAAUAAGAAUCAAGCUCACUCAAACAGUAGUCCACGUAUAUUUUCAGUUACAUAAACAUUGCUUUGAAAAAGGCAGUUAAGCAGGAAACCAGCAAUAAAGAAACAAAGCAGCACAUUAGCAGCAGCAGAACAGUGAGUGCUUGAGGAUUUCAGUAUUCAGCUAUUGUGACCAAGAACAGUGAAUGAUUUCUGUUUCUUGUGAUCUGCACCAUAAUGCUAUUUCCACUGAUGUCCUUAACAUGUCAGUUAUCCUCUUUAACAUGAAUUUUUACAUGAAUACCUCGCCAAGAUGACCAUCAUGACAAGGAAAUGUAUUUGACUCCUUGCAAAUAAUCAGACAAGGCCUCGUACUGUAAGACACAAGUGCACUUUCCAUAAUAUAGUUGCCAGUACUGGUUACAUUAUUGUGCUCUUGACAUCUCACUGACUCGACAUAUUUGUAGUGUGAAACAAUGUGAUUUUAGAUUGUUACAGUUAGUUGGUUAGCAAUCACGUACUUCAUAUUCUCAUUCAUUUGAAUAAUCAUGGAAUCACAGUGUACUGUAUUAACAGUCGUUACUGCGUUUGAGAGGGGGGAAAAUUUCAAAUCAUGAAUUUAAAAAAAUCCACUAAGGAAAAACUUGAUGAUGUGCAAUGCUAGAUCCAUUAAGUACACAAAUCACAUGGUGUGUUCAUCCAAUCAAUGACACUGACACCUUUAAAUAUUCAAAUGAGAAUGCUAACCUGGGUUUAAUCUGAUCCCUUAUCAUGCUAAAAACACAUCACUCAUGAGGCAGAUUAGCCUGUGAAAUAUACAUGUUUGAAAAAUGCUAAAAAGGAUCACAAAUUUUAAUCCUGCCUGAAACGGUGUAUUGAGAUUUCUUGGUGUGCUGUUUAGAUCUUAGUCUUACUCUCUUAGUCUCCUUCAUGUGAGGAUUUUGUUUUCCCAUCUGUCUCUCUCAGUUCCAUUCAUGAAUGGAUUGUGUGAUUGUUAUGUGUUUAUAAAAUAUAAUAUCACUGUGUGAUAGAGAUGAUUUGCCUGUUCGUUUAAGAACUCCUGUCCUCUUGUGAAUUUGUCUAUUAUUUUAUGCUCCAUGUAAAUAUGUUAACAUUCUCGAUAGGAAUUAUGG